GUAAGUUCCGGUCGCCGGCAGAGGCGGACUGUAGCCGUUAGCAGUGUUAGCAGUGUUAGCUUCUGUUAGCAGUGUUAGCUCGUGUUUAGCCUUAUUGUUGAAGAUGGGGGAGGCAGACGUGACGCUGAAUCAGAACGAUGAGAAGCCUCCAGACUCCGGCCUGGUGCCCGGGGAGGACUCGGUGGUCUGGAGCCAUGAGGUGGAGGUCUGUCUGUUUCACGCGAUGAUCGGUCACAAACCUGUCGGUGUGAACCGUCACUUCCACAUGAUCUGUAUCAGAGACAAGUUCAGUCAGAACAUCGGACGACAGGUUUCCUCCUCCGUCAUCUGGGAUCACCUGGGAACCAUGUACGACAUGCAGGCUCUGCACGAGUCGGAGAUCUUACCGUUUCCAAACACAGAGAAGAGCUUCUCUCUGCCUGAUGACAUCAUCCAGGAGGUGAAAGAAGGGAAGCUGGGCUCAGAGGAGGAGACCAAAGAGGAGUUCAGGAUGGAGCGAGAGCCUCCAGCUACACAUGAAGAAGGCAGUAACUCAUCGGUGAAGAUGUCAGAGCGAACCAGCAGCAGUCGGGACAAGGAGCGAGAGCGAGACAAGGAGAAGGGAGGAAGUGAAGGAGGAGCGUCAGGAGGAGGGGGAGGAGCCAAGGAGGCGGAGAAGAGGAAGAGGAGCCGGGCGGCCGAGAAACUGCUGUCGUCUUCCAACCCGGCGAGUCCGGGAGGAGCCAAGAGGAGACGCACCUGAGAGGAGGACAGACAGAGGGACAGAGACAGUGUGUGUGGAGGAGAGAGGAGAAGAAUCUGCCGUCACAGGACUCAAACCUGCGAGCUGUGUGUCACAUGACCGUCUGCUGUCUGACCGCCACGGCGCAUUGGAUGAAGGAGGAGGAGCCUGAUGUGUGUUCACUGCAGAGUGAUGAUGACGAUGAUGAUGACCGCAGCCUGACAGAAUCUGUCUCGUUAUUUUCUGUUUAGUUCUGAUGUCGUUUUCUCUGAAGCUUUUAGUCUCAGUUUGAUGUCUGUGUCCAGUUUGUCCCGUGUCCUCUCUCAGACUCAUCGUCACGCCCCUGUAACACUGUCCCACACAUGAUGGACAGUUUAAAGCCUUUCACUUCCUGUCUUUCUCAGUCUGACAGUGACCAUCACAGGAAGGACACGCUGCGUUUAGUUUCGGCUGCCGAGCAGAAAAACUGCAAACACUGAUACUCUUUGGUUAGUGAGGAUAGCUGCCGAUAGCUACCAGGGAAAAUGACAGUGCAUCCACUUCCUGUUUUGGUUGUGCAGUUGUUGACGCACUUCCUUUGUGCCAUAAAUGGAAAACCUUUUCACACAGAGAUGGUGCUAAAGAGCCGCCACAAAGUCACGUCUUUAUUUUACACAGAACCAAACGACGGCGGCGUCAUGUGGCUCCAGUGUGUGAUGUUAGACAGCAUGAUGACAUCACAGAGUCAAAAGAAGCGUGACAUGCAACACAACAGCAUCAGCCUCUAGUGUGACAUAUAACAAACGUGUCAGCAGCUCUUUAUAAACAAUAACAAUGACAUCACAUGUCAAUAACAAUCAUUUAGCGUCCCUGUUAUAUGGCGGCUGAUCUUGUCCUCUGCUCGAAGGGUAAGGAGCUCCUGUUAGCUGCUAACUGCUAACAGCUGCCCUUAAAUCUCCUGCGGUGGGUCACACACAUCAUCUGUCCGUCACACCCGUCCUGUCAGCUAUCCGUUUGACACAGGUGUUGAUUUGGUGCGGUCACUACCUCGGCUUCCGGCCUAAAGGCAACACAGCUCCGUCCUCCACUCCACUGUCGCAUCUUUUAUGCAGAGCGGUGAGGCAGAAUAACGGCGCCACAUUUAUGCCCUGAACAGGAAGUGUAAAUGGAGCUAGUUCCUUUAUUUUCCCUGGCAGCAGACACCGUGAGAGUGAUGCUGACAGGAAGCCGAUGUAAACACAGAUGAUGUCAUUCUUCUGUAGCCACGGUUACUCUGAAUCAGUGUUUAAAUUAAAGCAACAAACCGAAGCAGCAGAACCAGACGGCGGCUUUUUUUCCACGCAGUUUCUGUUUUUCUGGAAACAUGCUGCCUACAUUUCCCACAAUGCAGUUGUCCGAGGUUUUGGCCGUGUUGUGCCAGUAGCAGCUGAUGUAGCUGGAGCCUGCAGCAGAGACGAGCGGCGGCCUGCAGAGGUCUCACUUCCUCAUAACUCCACACCGCCAUGUUUUGUUCUUUUGUAGUCUUCAGCAGAUGCUGACUCGAGUGACAUCACAGGAGGACGUUCCUCAGACUUGACACAGUUGGUCAGAGAUGCUGACGGCUUCAUACUGCUGCUGAAACAUGCACCAGACUCUGUCCCUUAAGACUGGCCCUCAGCUCUCAGGUGUCUCUGUGUGUCAGGUGUGUCUGUGUGUGUCAGGUGUGUCUCUGUGUGUCAGGUGUCUCUGUGUGUCAGGUGUGUCUCUGUGUGUGUCAGGUGUGUCAGGUGUGUGUCUGUGUGUCAGGUGUGUCUCUCUGUGUGUCAGGUGUGUCUGUGUGUCAGGUGUGUCUCUGUGUGUCAGGUGUGUCUCUGUGUGUCAGGUGUGUCUCUGUGUGUCAGGUGUGCCUCUGUGUGUGUCAGGUGUGUCUCUGUGUGUGUCAGGUGUGUCAGGUGUGUCUCUGUGUGUCAGGUGUGUCUCUGUGUGUCAGGUGUGUCUCUGUGUGUCAGGUGUGCCUCUGUGUGUGUCAGGUGUGUCUCUGUGUGUGUCAGGUGUGUCAGGUGUGUGUCUGUGUGUCAGGUGUGUCUCUGUGUGUCUCUGUGUGUCAGGUGUGUCUGUGAGCAGCCUACAGGAAACAGCAGGUGUAAAUGUUUCCUGUCACCAUGUCACAGAAAGGUUUUUAUUUACAGCCCUGAUCAAUACUCUUUGGAUAAAGGUUCAACAUGAUCGAUCAUCAAGUCUCUGUCAGGAACCACACGUCAUUUUAAGUAGCGUCAGUGCGUCAAUAAUAACUCUGUUUUUAUCAUCAUGUUAAACAUCAGGAGGUCAGCUGUUAUUGAGACUAGAGAGACGACUCGGGUUUUAUUGAGACUAGAGAGAGGACUCGGUUCAUGUCUCGAUGUGACUUGUUGCGGUCAGCAGCUCAGUGAAGAUCAUGUGACGACGGUUCAGGAGGUUUUUAUCAGCUGACUGUUAAAUAUGAGGCAAUAAAUCUCAGCUGUCGUGUUUUUUUUUAAUGGAUAUUACUGAGUGUUUUUUAUUUUCCUCUGUGUGUGUGUGUGUGUGUGUGUGCGUGUGUGCGUGUGUGUGUGUGUGUGUGCGUGUCAGAGCUGACCACAGAGUCAGCUGACGGCUCAUCUUCAGACCUUCAGAAUAAAACGUUGGCGGACAUGUUUAAUUUAUUGAUGUGUGCUGAGCUGAUGUUUGAGGCUGUUUGUGUCAUUAAAGAUGAACUCAGAUCAG
Epinephelus moara (kelp grouper) is the source of this 3421-nucleotide messenger RNA. It is a transcript of the gene mrgbp, whose product is annotated as MRG/MORF4L binding protein. The record is from RefSeq and is a predicted model, not a curated record. Gene Ontology annotation, biological process: regulation of transcription by RNA polymerase II. The coding region runs from base 104 to 742 and encodes 212 amino acids. Gene Ontology annotation, cellular component: nucleus; NuA4 histone acetyltransferase complex. Lineage: Eukaryota; Metazoa; Chordata; Actinopteri; Perciformes; Serranidae. The transcript has 5 exons.